AGUAUAUAAAAGCGAUGGAUUCACUGGAAAUUUCAAAUACUCAAGUUUAAAAAUCUGUUCAACUUUUAAAGUAUCGUAUAUUUAGGUAUACUGCAAUCCAAAGAUUUAAAAACCAAAAGAUGUUGUCUCUCAAAUCGAUUCAUGAAUAUCAACUCGUCAUCGUCGUCUUACUCCUGAUCCAAAGUUUCGUUGCAAAAGGAGUCGGAUUCAGAUUUAACUCACAGGAAGCGCGAGACCACAACUGCAAAGCGGUUAUCGGAAGUGAGAUGUCAGUGGAUUUAAACGGGUUCGAACCACAUCAUUCGGUUAAAGUUAAUUGCACCAACCCAGAACUGCGCUCAUCCUUUACUUUUGUAACAGUCAUUUGUUUACCGAUAUGUAGAGAUCCAAUCACAAACGAAGUAUUUUUAAAAGAAGAAGGUAAUCGUGCUUAUUAUAUUGAAGAAAUAACGACGGUAAAAAAAUUUCAAAACAACAUUCGAAUGCCUAUCACACUUGGAUGCCGAUGCGUUUUGAAGAGCACUGUUUUCUAAUGGAGACAAAAUUCGGAUAUGAAAUAUGACUUACUUCUAUUGUUGACAGGAUUAGUCGAAUUUUUUGUGACAUUUAGUAUGCUUCGAAUUUUUGAGGUCUGUUUCUAAACAAUAUUUAUUAAAUUUCUUAUUGUAUUUUCGUAACCAAAUCCAACUUCAAUUAUUCCGCUUAUAUUAAUCAAUGCGUAUUUAUUUAGGAAAUGAUAUAUAAGUUUAUAUCAUUAAUUUCAAAUAUUGUCAAAAUUGUGUUCUUUUAAACACCUAUUUUUCAAUUUUAGUUUUAAAUAAAUUAUUUGCAUGUGUGAUAUUGUACGUUGUUGUAAGUUUCGUUGAGAAAAUAACAAUGUAUUUGAUUAUAAUGUUUUUAUAAAUCAUCUUUGACAUAUUUUUUGUAUAAAAUACCUUGUCAUACCUCUUACAGUGUUUGCCUUGUGUCAAGUGUGUUGAGAGUAUAGCGUUAAUUGAUUUGGUAUCGCAGUAUUUUACUCAAGAUGAUAUUUUUUAUUCGUUUGAAUAUAGGAAAAUUCAUAGGAAACAUAUAUAUGGUCUGGGUAUG
Molecule: messenger RNA, 1089 nt
Organism: Styela clava
Lineage: Eukaryota; Metazoa; Chordata; Ascidiacea; Stolidobranchia; Styelidae
Source: RefSeq, a predicted model, not a curated record